Symphalangus syndactylus (siamang) is the source of this 2719-nucleotide messenger RNA. RefSeq names its product NUT family member 2F (gene NUTM2F). The record is from RefSeq and is a predicted model, not a curated record. Lineage: Eukaryota; Metazoa; Chordata; Mammalia; Primates; Hylobatidae.
CAUCAAGAGUGGGAAAGAGCCAAAGUGGGAAGGAGCAUGGGUUGAUUGGCACAAAAGUAGGUCUGUUGAUAAAGAAUGGAAGUAAAGGGGACAUCAGGUAGAAGCUUUUGCUGUGAGUCAGAAGGAAAAUUUAAAACCCUGAAGAGGCGCACACCGUCUGUGUUGCUGCCGUCCAGUUGGAAGGGAACCUCAGGUUCUUGCCUACUGGCCAGAGCCCUUCACAGAAUGUCCCCCACCCCUGCCAAGCCCAGCUGCCCACCGCCCCUCCCCCUCUGCAGAAUGCCUGGGGUCCUGUGUUCAAACCUAUUUACAUUCAAAUUUUCCCUGCUUCAGUUGGACUCAGGAGUAUCUGCUGAGUCAGGUCACUCUCUAGGUCCUGCCCUUGACUUUUUUCACUGCGGAAGCUGCCAGACAGUGGUGGUCAGUACCCAGCCUGAGGGGAUGGCUUCAAAUGGAGCAUGCCCAGUGCUGGGACCGGGCAUGACCAUGAACCCUGGCACCUCCCUGUCUGUGUUCACGGCUUUGCCCUUCGCCACACCCGCUCCCAGCCUAGCACAUGGGCUGCCCCUUGUGACUGCAGCAGUUCCUCCAGGCAGCCCUCUGGUGCUGUCUGCCUUCCCCAGCACACCUCUGGUGGCAGGACAGGAUGGCUGUGGCCCGCGUGGGGCCGGGGCUUCCAACGUCUUUGUCCAGAUGAGGACAGAAGUGGGGCCUGUGAAGGCCCCUCAGGCACAGACCUUGGUCCUAACUCAGGCUCCCCUCGUCUGGCAGGCUCCAGGCGCCCUCUGCCGAGGUGUCGUGUGUCCACCUCCCCUACUCCUGGCAGCUGCUCCUGGGGUGCCCGUUACAUCUGCCCAGGUGGUUGGUGGCACCCAGGCCUGUGAGGGAGGCUGGUCCCACGGCCUUCCUCUUCCACCACCACUGGCUGCCCAGGUGGCCCCCAUCGUGUCCCCAGGGAAUGCUGGGCCAUGGCCACAAGGGGCUCAUGGAGAGGGCAGCCUGGCUCCCUCCCAGGCCAAGGCCCCGCCGGACGACUCCUGUAACCACAAGAGUGUCUAUGAGAACUUCCGACUCUGGCAGCACUACAAGCCUCUGGCCUGGAGGCACCUUCCCCAGAGUCCUGACACUGAAGCACUUUCCUGCUUCCUAAUCCCAGUUCUCCGAUCCCUGGCCCGGUAGUAGCCCACCAUGACACUGAAGGAAGGACUGUGGAGGGCCAUGUGGGAAUGGCAGCACACGAGCAACUUUGACUGGAUGAUCUUCUAAGAGAUGGCGGAAAAGUUCCUGGAGUUUGAGGCUGAGGAGGUGAUGCAGAUUCAGAAGUCGCAGUGGAUGAAGGGGCCCCAGUGCCUGCCUCCUCCAGCCCCGCCGAGGCUUGAACCUCAAGGACUCCCUGCCCCUGAGGUGGUCAAGCAGCCAGUGCACCUUCCCAGCAAGGCCGGCCCCAAGGCCCCGACUGCCUGCCUGCCACCACCCAGGCCCCAGAGGCCAGCAGAGACCAAGGUCCCUGAGGAGAUCCCCCCAGAAGUGGUGCAGGAGUAUGUGGACAUCAUGGAGGAGCUGCUGGGGUCUCACCUUGGGGCCACAGGGGAGCCUGAGGAACAAUGGGAAGAGGGCAAAGUGGGGCAGCCGCAGGAAGAGGAUGGGGUGACCCCAGACCCAGGCCUCCUGAGCUACAUCGACAAGUUGUGUUCCCAGGAAGACUUUGUCACUAAGGUGGAAGCCGUCAUUCACCCCUGAUUCCUGGAAGAAUCUUCCCCAGAUCCACAGAUGGAUUUCUUGGCCCUAAGCCGUGAGCUGGAGCAGGAGGAAGGACUCACCCUUGCGCAGCUAGUGGAGAAGCGCCUCCUACCCUUGAAGGAGAAACCGCGUGCAAGGGCAGCCCCUAGUCAUGGCACGGCCCGGAUGGACUCAAGUCCUAAGUUUGCAGCUGGCCAAGGAGCAGAGAGAGACGUCCCUGACCCCCCACAAAGGGUCAGCGUGGAAACCUUCCCACCCCAGACGGCUGCCCGGGACCCUCAGGGACAGGGCAGAGUGCGCACUGGCAUGGCCUGGUCCAAAGAUGUGCUUUUGGGAUAUCAGGAUUCCCCCGGGCUGAGGGCUGCCCGGCCAACCUCUCCUCCCCAGAACCACAGACCCACCUGCCCCAGCCUGGGGACCAAUGACACCUUGGAUCUCCCUGGAGGGUCUCCUGUCAGGGAGUCACACAGGCUGGCUAAUGCGUCAAGUGAGGAGAGGGAACUCCCUGGCAUGGUCUAUGUCGUGGGUUCCCACCAUAGGCUGCGGCCCUGGAGGCUGUCCCAGAGCCGUGUCCCUUCCUUGGGCCUUCCCAGCCCAGGAAGGCGAGGACCCCAGGGAGUUCUUCAGUCUCCAUCUGGUCAGAGAAGAGGCCUCAGCCCAGCAUAGUCUCCUGCCACCAAGUCCAAGAAGCGACCUCUCUUUGGAAGCCUAUCCCCUGCUGAAAAGACGCCCAACCCAGGGCCUGGGCUCAGGGUCUCUGGGGAGCAAUCCCUGGCUUGGGGGCUGGGUGGACCCUCACAGUCUCAAAAGAGAAAGGGUGACCCCUUGGUCUCCAGGAGGAAGAAGAAGUGGCACCGUAGCCAGUAGGGGCCACCAUGGGGCAGGCUCUCUGGUGCCAAUCCCCAAGGGUGGGGCUCUGAACUCUCGGACCCUCAUGGCACCCAAAGCAAGGUUGCUUCUCCUCCAGUGCUGAUCUUGC